Acanthaster planci (crown-of-thorns starfish) is the source of this 5556-nucleotide messenger RNA. RefSeq names its product eukaryotic elongation factor 2 kinase-like. Gene Ontology annotation, biological process: protein phosphorylation; myosin II filament disassembly; response to differentiation-inducing factor 1. Lineage: Eukaryota; Metazoa; Echinodermata; Asteroidea; Valvatida; Acanthasteridae. Gene Ontology annotation, molecular function: elongation factor-2 kinase activity; calcium ion binding; calmodulin binding. The record is from RefSeq and is a predicted model, not a curated record.
UUAUACUGCGUGUGUGCGGUGCAUGCUAGUGUACGUGUACAUGUACAUGUAGUGCCGCGGUGUCACCUCUCGUCGUCCAUGUCGUUGUCGUUGCAUUGGGCCAUUUUGUUGUCCGUUGCGUUAGACUGCUCAGGAAUAACAAACAGUCCCGGAAAGCUAUUUGACAUCACCGCUGGGGCUGUUUUGAAGCUCCUUCUCAAAUGAUCAACCUCACAACUCGAGAUAUCUACAAAGACAUGGUGUACUGGCCGUUAGUGUCCAUAGGCAACCUCUACGUGCUUGUCUGUAUUUCUCUGAGCUCCCGCCCCAGUCUCGCCCCCUGCUGCUCGCCAUGUCCCAGCCGGGUAUCUUCCCUCCCGUCAAUCUGAACACGCCUACCAAGAAGGUGGAGGAGAUGGACGAGGAGGAGGAUGAGGAGAUGCACAUUGUCCCCCUGACGGACGUGAUCCUCCUGGAGCCGCCCGUGGAGGUGCAGAGGAAGCUGACCCCGCCCCUCAAGAAGAAGUGGAAGCAUGCCAUUCUCAAGGCGCAGUCGGCCCAAGAUCCCUGGAUGCAGUUCCACUUGGAGGACUACCCUACCGAGACGGCUGUCCGCCACCGCUACAGCGCUGGGACCAAUAAGUGGGUCAUUGACAAUGUGAAGGUCAAAGUGGGCAAAGAGGCAUUUGCUCGUGGUGCUAUGAGAGAGUGUUUCAGAUUGAAGAAGCUGUCUAACUUCACGCGACAACGGAGGCACGACUGGAAGCAUGCUGGAAACUUUGUUGCCAAGCGGUACAUGGAGACCGUCGACCGGGAGAUAUACUUCCAAGACGUGCGUCUGCAGAUGGACGCCAAGAUAUGGGGGGAAGAGUUCAGUCGUCACAACCCUCCCAAGAAGGUUGAUAUCGUUCAGAUGUGCGUGCUGGAAUUCAAGAACCGUCCUGGCUGCCCGCUGUUUCACCUGGAGAAUUUCAUUGAGGGCAACUACAUCAAGUACAACUCCAACUCGGGCUAUGUCAGUGACGAGAAACUCCGACUCACACCACAGGCAUUCAGUCACUUCACGUUUGAGAGAUCCGGACACAAGUUGAUUGUUGUUGACAUUCAGGGAGUUGGAGACUUGUACACAGAUCCUCAGAUCCACACAGCCACUGGGACGGAGUACAAUGAGGGGAACCUGGGCUCCCGUGGCAUGGCGCUCUUCUUUGCUUCACAUGCCUGCAACGAGAUCUGCAGGGGACUUAGUCUGACACCAUUCGACCUCCAUCCCAGUGAGAUUGCUGACCACGAGAAGCUGGUCACAAGACAGCGGAGGGCAUCCACACAUGUCCGAGGCACCGAAAACAACGUCUUGCGGCCUCGUCACCGUCCCUCCAUCUCGCCCAUGGACGUGACCAAGUUUGUCAUCCUGGAGCGUUCCAUCUCGGAGUGCUCCAACGAGUCCACCUCCCCAGAUGCCUCCCCGGCCGUGCUGUGCGAGAGCCCCUCCUCCCCGGAGGAUGUCAGCAUGUCCCCCAGGGACAGCCUGGUCACCAAGAAUCACUUCUUCCCCUCAGGGCGACGGAGGGCCGUGUCUGACGAGGACUCCCCGUGUGUGAGGUUUAGGGCGGAGUCCGACAGUGAUACACUCACUAGGGAGAAUGAAAGAGCUGCCAAGAAAGAGGAGGAGCGCAAGGCCAUGAUGAUGAACAAGACCCACAAACCCUCCUCGGUCAAUGUGGAGAUGGCCAUGCGGGCAAGACUCAACAUGGAGCGCAAGACUGGAGGCUCCACCCUCGGCCAGGUCCACUUGGACUUGGCCAAGUACCACGAGAUUGGACGUUUUGUUGACAACCUGGAAGAGCGUAACAUGCAGGCAGCCUUCUACCACCUCCAGCAGGCAUCCAACUGUGGAGUCAUGGAGGCUAUUCUAGCUCUGGCUAGGAUCUACCUCAAUCUACCUCAUGACAUCCUAGAAGCUGUCGUCAUUGAUGAGAGUGAAGAGAACAUCAACGAUGGGAUGGACUUGAUGGAGCAGGCAGCAGAGGCCGGGGACAGACCUUCCAUGAUCCACUUAGCCAAGGCUUACGAGACUGGAACCAACCUGGGUACUAACAGAGAGAUCAUUUGGACCGAGGCCAUCCACUGGUAUCAGCAGGCCAUCAGCACAUCCCAGGAGGAUGAAGAUGGGGGCUUCGACUGCCUAAAUGAGGACCCCAACUACCAGCUCUUGGUCAGGCAAGCAGACCUGUACAGGAAAGGCGGGUACGGACUGGACAAGAACCCUCGCAAAGCAGGUGACUUGUACAAUGAGGCCGCAGAGGGAGCCAUGGCAGCCAUGAAAGGUAGACUGGCCAACAAGUACUACAUGGUGGCAGAGGAGUGCUACGGUGAAAUGGAGGAAGACGAGGAGGAAGAGGAAGAAGGUGAUUAGGAUGGAAGCCAGUCUAACCUGAUGGGAUGGUAAGACUGGCCAACAGGUCUGUCACCCAGUGGCCUGGAGUUGCCUUUGAGAAUUGUAAGAAAAUGGGGGAAAAUUAUGGACUGGUGUACACCUCUAACCCUACAAAAGGCAGACUAGUGUGAGGGCUUCACGCUGUCUGGGUAAUGUGCAUGUAUAUGUAUAUGCCUCAUAGUAAGAUUUAACCUCGUCGAGUUGUAUUACACUGAUCAUACAGCGGGUUGAAGACGCCACUGGGAAUUGGAAGAAAAUUGGAGAAAGUAAUGAACUGGUAAACAGCUCUAUAAAAGUUAGACUAGUAAAAUAUGGGGUGCAUGCCGUCUAGGUAUAUGUGCAUGUAUAUGCCUAGAAGUAGGUUUUAACCUCGUAGAGGUGUAUUACAAUAAUACUGUGUUAACUACGUUCCAUCUCCAUUUUAGGCUAUGCUGGGUGUGGCCAUACUUGGACAGGGGCGUGUGUUUUAUUUGCUUUUACCAUUCUGAAUCCAACUCGUUGCUGAACAUCCAGAAUAGGCAUCAAUACCACUUUUUCGUCGCUGUUCUAGAACGGCAACGGCAAAUUGAGUUGUAGCUUGUGCUUUCUUUGGGCACACACCUUCCAGAAUGUUGGGUUUAUUUUGACUGAGAUUUUGCAUGAGGUCAAAUGUUAUUGAGCCAGUGAUUUAGCAUUGUAAUCAGUUAUAUAAUGCUGCAAUUCAGUCCAGUCACAAACCCUGGCAAAAAGAGAUUUAGCCAUGAUCAAGACACCCCUUUUCAAGAAAAAGAUGUUCCGUCAGUUUUCAUCUGGGACUAGAUCUGCUUCUAUCCGCUCCGAGGUGAAAUGCACCCCUUAUUGGCGAAAGAAAGACAGGUGGUUAGAGCAGGUUCCUGCAAGCGUUCUGCGUGUCCGCCAAGACCAUACAUGCUGGAAUAAAUUAGUUACGCGUACUCGGUGUGCUCCACGUCAAACACCGAUAUACUUGCGCGCCUCAUGGCAUGCCUAUGCAGUGGUCACCCCAAAAAUACGCCCUCUUUUGUUCCACUCGGGGUGGAUAGCGGGAUUAUCAGUGCCAGUCUUAUAGACUUGUUGUAAACUAUAUUGAAGUUGGGAAUAUUCAGGACUUCCAGGGUUUUAAUCUACCUCCGUGAACAGCACAUCUGUGCCUAUACCUGCAUAGACUGCUUACGCGACUACCAUGAGAAACCUGCCAGCAGGUUGGACAGUAUUAUCAUUCAUUCUAAGGUAUGCAGCUGAUUUCACAAAGUUCAUCAUAUCAUGACACCUGACCUAUAUCCUUUGACUUUUAACGGAGGUGAUUUUGCAGGUGUACCCUUAUGCUCAUUGGAAGACUCCACAGAGCGUAUGGGUUUGUGCACAUGCCUGUGACAAUUCUACUCGUGUGUGCACUUGUGCCCUGCACUGGAGUGCUAGUCCACACUCACAGAGCACAUUGCCACAUGGCGUCCAAAACCUGGCAACAGGUCAGAAGAGUAUUGCGUGUGCAUUUUAACCAUAGAGCUUGGAGUCAAUCAGUCCAUGCAUUUCUUUUGGAGGGAUUCUGGGACUGCUAAUCCACCAGCUCCAGCACUCAUGCUUUGAGAGUGUUGGGUACUAGGGAACUGUAAGAGGUUUUUUGAGAUGGAGCCAACAGAAUUAUGCAGUGCGUUUACUCAUCUGGUUGUAUGAUUGGUGCACGUUGGCUGUUUGUGAAAUUGGCUGUAUGCAGGAUGCAGUAUCUGAGAUAUAUGUACCCAACCAAGUGUAGAAGACUUACACCUGUCAGAUGUACACUUGAAUCUGUACAAUACAUGUAGAUAGUACUAGAAACAAACAUGCAGGGCAUUAUAAACAAUACGUCUCUUCACCUUUCAAAUCUCUGUAAAUAAGCGAGUGAAACUAUUUCUGCAUUACCCCUGGUAUGGUAACCUUGUAAAUAUGACUUUUUUUCCCCCAAUCUUGUCCUACCAGUUAUUGCCCGUCAACUUAGCAUGAGCUUUGUUUGUUUCUUGUUCAGUCUGCCUACUUUUUUUGUAGCAUUCUGUUACAUGGGUAAUCAGUUCUCAGUUUGGAAGACUUAAGAUCAGUCAAAUCAUUUUAAGGUAAUUGUGAGAUUCAACAUCUACCUUAACCAAUGUAACAUCUAACCGUCUAACAUUAAACAUCUAACUCUGUCAAAUUAAUCAAGAUUGUUUAACUAUUUUUCAACUCAAUGUGCUGCUUUACAGCUCAGUCAAAAAUAAUGUGAAUAUUUUCUUUUUCAAAGACUGUAUAUUACUGCUAAAUUUAUCAUUCCAGGCAAAAUUCUUAGUAAUUCAACUCUGAUUUGUAUUUCCCAUCUUUUUCACAUUUGCACUUUGUCAUAUGAGAGUAGAGUUAAUUUUUGAAUAAUAUUCUAUAUUGCUAUAUAUUCAAUAUAGCACUUACAAAAUGAAUAUAUUUGAUACUAGUGGCAAGACUGAUUUUAAAUGAAUUGUACAUGUAGUUGAGAAUUUGCUGCUGGGAAUGGUUUUCUUUCUUUUCUUUUGCUUCGGAUAUUUCUUGGAAUUGUAUCUGCUUCUUUUUGUGUCAUAAAUAUUAAUUUUUUGUUCGAAAAACAUCUCAAAAUUUUGUGUUCUUUCCCUAUAACAUUCAUAUUAAUUGUAAAGUAGCAAGUGAAAGUGCCAAGGUGUAGUUUUCUUUUCUUUUUUUUAAAUAUUAUUAGCACUUAGGAAUAAAGAAGCAUUUUACUCAAUGUAAGCAACCACUUAUUCAGCUUGGAAAACCAGAUGCCAUUUUGGGUGAGGGAAAAUCCUCCAGUGGAUUAACUGAUUAACAAAAAUCCAUCUAAUGGAGAAAUUAGUUUGUUGUACAAAUAUUUUCGCAAUUUGUUUUAAAUUUAGCUUGCAUAGAAAUAGUGAAAGAUUAAGAAGACAGGUGAUGCUCUGUCUAGAAGAUAUUGUAUCGAUGGGAAUUCUAGUUACUCAUUAAGAUUCUUCAAUUUGAAUUGGAAAAGAUGUGCCAUAUUGUAAGUAUACAGUUGUGCUCAAAAGUAUUCUUACCCUCUGGAAAAGAACAUACUUUUCUAACUUCUUCCUUUGUAAAAGCUAUUAUGUUGACACUUCCACUAUAUCUUUUGUCUGUUUGUUGCAAUAUCCAUUUGUGUAUUGGCUAAACUUCAU